Aspergillus novofumigatus IBT 16806 is the source of this 1168-nucleotide messenger RNA. RefSeq names its product cytochrome c oxidase assembly protein. The transcript is spliced from 4 exons. Gene Ontology annotation, cellular component: mitochondrial inner membrane. The record is from RefSeq and is a predicted model, not a curated record. NCBI's taxonomy places the organism in Eukaryota, Fungi, Ascomycota, Eurotiomycetes, Eurotiales, Aspergillaceae. Gene Ontology annotation, molecular function: copper ion binding. The coding region runs from base 33 to 797 and encodes 254 amino acids.
CCGAUAGAUCCGCAAAGCAACAAUUGACAGUCAUGUUUGCUCGUGCGCCCUUGCAAUGGGCACAUUUACGGUCGGCAGGGACUGGCCUAUGUUCAGGGCGCUUGAACACGCGCUAUUUUAACUUUGGCAAGAAGUUGUUCUCUCACAAUUCGUUCCUUCGCCAGGAACUACACCAAAAUUCCGCAUUUGCGCCUUUCAAUACACCCCAGUCGCAGAAACGGAAUGCAUCCGUAUUGUACUACACCGCAAGUAUCGUUGUUGGAACUUUAGCGCUCGCUUAUGGCUCCGUUCCUCUAUAUAAAAUGGUUUGUCAACAGAUCGGCUGGAACGGUCAACCAGUACUUACACACCGGACCGGAGACGGCGACACCUCAUCGCGCGUAACGCCAGUGACCGAUGCUCGUCGUCUUCGAAUCACCUUCAAUGGUUCAGUGUCGGAUGUCCUGCCUUGGAAAUUUACACCACAGCAGCGUGAAGUCUGUGUGUUACCCGGUGAGACGGCACUUGCUUUUUAUACCGCGACAAAUAAAGGCCCGACGGACAUUAUUGGUGUUGCAACGUACAGUGUUACUCCUGGUCAGGUCGCCCCAUAUUUCAGCAAGAUCCAGUGCUUCUGCUUUGAAGAGCAGAAAUUGAAUGCUGGAGAGUCUGUUGAUAUGCCGGUGUUCUUCUUCAUUGACCCGGAUUUUGUGAAAGAUCCGGCCAUGAAGGGCAUCGACACCAUCACUUUGUCGUAUACUUUCUUCAAAGCGAAGUAUGAUGACAAUGGAGUUCUGAAACCGAUACCCGCUGCUUAAAGCUCCAGAAAACCGGCUUCUUUAUCCCCUCAGGACGCAGCGGCUCGCGUCGAUCUCGAGCCGGGAUAUAAGGUUAUCAGACCCAUGCCUUGAAGCAACUUCAAAAGUCGACAUUCGGCCAACCUCCUCAAUCCAGACGCGCACACAUCUCUUGACGUGGAGAUUGAUUUGGCCGAGUCUCUCCACAUAGACAGCGUGUCUACGUCCAUUUCAUCUAGAUGGACAGCGAAUAUUAUCUCCUCUCUGGAAUUAGCCACAUUGGAUACAAAAUAUCAGGAAGCCCGUCCUUCCGUGUAUUGUACAAAUGCGUCUACUGUACAUAUCAUUCUUCAGAUUACAACUAUCGUGUCUUUGAAGUAGAUAUGUGAAAG